This is a messenger RNA of Sphenostylis stenocarpa, 2691 nucleotides long. Lineage: Eukaryota; Viridiplantae; Streptophyta; Magnoliopsida; Fabales; Fabaceae. The record is from the annotation of a GenBank genome assembly.
AUGAUUGAAGGUGAAUUUGAGGAAUCGUUGAUUAUUUUGUUGUGGUUAGGAUCUAUUUUGGUGUAUUUGGUGAUGGGGAUGAGGAAUGAUGCACAGAAGCAACAGCUUCUUCAUCAGGGUAAUGGUGGUGGCAAAACCAACGGCUUCAUUCCUAGUUCUUUUCGUGCUCUUUCAAGCUACCUCAGGAUUGUUUCUUCUGGUGCUUCUACUGUUGCACGUUCUGCUGCAUCUGUAGCUUCAUCCAUUGUGGAGAGGGAUGAUGUCCCCGACCAUGAUCAGGUUAUCUGGGCUGGGUUUGACAAGUUAGAGGGUGAGGGUGAAGUAAUUCAGAAAGUACUUCUUCUAGGCUAUCGAUCUGGCUUCCAGGUUUGGCAUGUUGAUGAAUCAAAUAAUGUCCGAGACCUUGUAUCCCGACAUGAUGGUCCUGUUUCUUUUAUGCAAAUGGUACCUAAUCCCAUUGCAUCAAAGAGAUCUGAAGACAAUUAUGCAAACAGCCGCCAGCUGUUGGUUGUAUGUACUGAUGGGUUCUUUGCUGGAGGUAGUAUUGUUCAGGAUGGGUUGGCCACCCCUAAUAAUGGGAACACCAUAAACUUACAUGACCAAAUGAAUGGAAACUAUCUGCCAACUACUGUUCGGUUUUAUUCUAUGAAAUCCCAAUCAUAUGUUCAUGUGCUGAAAUUUAGAUCAGUUGUUUAUUCUGUGAGGUGCAGUUCUCGAGUAGUUGCAGUGUCUCAGUCCUCACAGAUUCACUGUUUUGAUGCCACCACAUUAAUAAGGGCAUACAUUUUACUCACGAAUCCUAUAUCCAUGAGUGUCCCUGGUUCUGGAGGCAUAGGUUAUGGACCACUUGCGGUGGGACCAAGAUGGUUGGCUUAUAGUGGAAGUGCAGUUGCUGUCUCCAAUUCAGGACAUGUCAGCGCAAAACAUUUGACGCCUUCUGCAAGCUUUUCUGGUUUUUCUUAUAAUGGGAAUUUGAUUGCCCACUAUGCCAAAGAGUCCAGCAAGCAUCUUGCUACCGGUAUUGUAACCCUUGGCGACAUGGGGUAUAAGAAACUUUCCAGAUACUGCUCUGAUACCAAUGGCUCAUUACAAUCUGUAAACUCUGGCUAUAAAAGCAAUGGAACCAUUAAUGGUCAUUCAACAGAUGCAGAUAACAUUGGAAUGGUUAUUGUAAAAGAUAUUGUCUCCAGAAACGUUAUUGCUCAAUUCCGGGCCCACAAGAGUCCAAUUUCAGCAUUAUGCUUUGAUCCUAGUGGCACCAUUUUAGUGACAGCUUCCAUUCAGGGUCAUAACAUAAAUGUUUUCAAGAUAAUGCCUGUUCGGGAGAAUUUGUCACCUUCUGACACUGGCCCUUCUUAUUUUCAUUUGUACAAGCUGCAACGUGGCUUUACAAAUGCGGUUAUUCAAGAUAUCAGUUUCAGUGAUGACAGCAAGUGGAUUAUGAUCAGUUCCUGCAGGGGCACUAGCCAUCUAUUUGCCAUAAAUCCUCAAGGAGGACAUGUAAAUAUUCAAUCCUUGGAUGAUAGUUUUAUGGCAAAAAAUAGUGGAUUAGGCACUACAGCUAAUCACGCCCUGGGCUGGUCUCAUAGUUCAACCAUGCAAAGGCCUAAAAGGCAUAGUUUGGUUGUGGCUGGCCCUCCAAUCACUCUUUCUGUGGUAAGCCGGAUCAGGAAUGGAGCUAAUGGCUGGAGAGGCACUGUAAGUGGCGCUGCUGCUGCUGCAACUGGUAGGAAAAUUUCCCUUUCUGCGGCUAUUGCUUCAUCUUUUUGCAAGAAUAAAAGCUCUGACGGGAACUAUUCAAAGUCAAAGUAUCGCCUGUUGGUCUUUUCACCUACUGGUUCUAUGAUACAAUAUGCUCUACGGAUGUUAACUGGUCAAGAUUCACCUCUUGUUUCUGGAUUGGCUCCUGCUUAUGAAUCCAUUCCACAGGAUGAUGCAAGAUUAGUAGUUGAGGCUAUCCAAAAAUGGAAUAUAUGUCAAAGUCAUAGUCGGAGAGAGCGAGAUGAUAAUUUAGACAUAUAUGGUGAGAAUGGAAUUUCCGAUGUUAAUAAAAUAUAUCCAGAGGAAGUGGGGGAAAACACCUCUAGCCCGAAAAUCGGGAAUGGCGUCACGAAAGUGAAUCCCUCUCUUGAGGAUAAGCAUCAUUUGUAUAUUUCAGAAGCUGAACUUCAUAUGCAUCAAGCUCAGACUUCAUUAUGGGCCAAACCAGAGAUAUAUUUUCAUUCGAUGUUGCAAGAGCCUGACAUAAUGGGGGAAGAAGCUGCAUCAGGAGGUGAAUUUGAGAUUGAAAGAAUGUCAACUUGCAUAAUUGAAGCUAGAUCAAAAGACUUGGUUCCAAUUACUGACUGUAUUCAGACUCCAAAGUUAAACGAUACAAGGAUUUCUUCUAUGGAUAUCAAGAAAGAUGAAGAACUGUCGUCGCAUCACAGUUUGCGCCCAUCUGGAAAUGGUAGGGUUUCAUGUAGGACUGGUGGUGAUGCUGAUUCUGAGUGCAGAAGUGGGAAUGCAGGAACUGAGUGGGAUAAUCAUGUGGUGCCUUCUGAAACUGUGAGCUUUGUAAAUAACAAUGACAACUUUAAACCAAAUACUCCGCAUGAGAUUGUAAAUAAUAGAAGGGAGCACUUAAACACAGAGGCUCAACUCAUGUUUGUAAAUAGUGACAGAAAGCUUGAAAAUGAAGAAUCAUUUUGA